AAGCAUUCAAGAAGAUCUACGUCCUUUAGUAGAAGCCAUUCAGAGUGCAUCGGAGCCCAGCGAGAAAAGGAAGGUUUUAAUACAGGCUUGGAAAUUUUAAAGAAUACUGCGACCUCAGUUACCAGCAUCCAAGAGGCUCGCCGGUCAAUACAGCAAAUUUGCGAGAGACAGUCGCAGGCUAUGAAGACCGACCAAUCCAACACGACGUCCAUAACCCAGAGCCUAGACGCCCUAAGACACGACAUAUCCAUAAACCACAAAUCGCACGAUCGAAACAUAGCAUCAACAAGCCAAUCUUUGGUACAAAUGGCGGGUGAUUUGAGCGCUUUACGCCAAGACACUACAUCGUCGUCGAGCCAAAUACAGGCACUACUCUUAGAACAUCGAGACGAGAUUCGCAGGGAAUUUCAAGCCAAGAAUAACAAUCUAGCCGAACUCGUUUGCGCUCAAGUCAUCGCCUAUCCUACCAAGCUACUCCAAGAUAUCCUAGAUAAACUCAGCGCCCCCAUGGUUUUAACAAUUCAACAGGCUCAUGAAGGCAAAGAUCAUUCGACCAAUUCUCAGGAUUCGGCCCUGGAGUUCGAUUUGCAACGCGGGACGGCCAGACUGGAACUCUCAAACCGGGCGGCCCAACCUCGUCUAGGGCUAGAUGAUCUCGUGAAACCCCACAAGUACCCAAAUCCAUUAAGAUGUAGCUGCAGGUCCAAGAGGUCUACGACACGAUGGGACUAUAAGCAGUUCUGGUUCCGGAUCGAGAAUAACGCAGUACAGGGCUGUUCUAUACAUGGGAGGAAACAGGAACGGGCCUACUCUAUAGAGGCAAAAUUAAGCCCAUUCCUCAAACGAACUUUGGUCUUUACUCUUGGCUACCUCAAGGAGAAAAAUAGCCCCGAAAUGGCGCUUUCUCUCAAGCUCAAGUCUGUGGUCGAAAGAGCUAAAAGUCCUAUUUUCAGUUUAUUUGAUAGUUUCUUCGACGAAAGGACCGUCAAUGUGCCCAAGGGCCAAACUUCUGCAUGUCGACAACGCGAAAUAGGCCUAUUAGAAGAGGAUGGACUAGGGGGACGUGUAUUGACAUGGGUCAAUCGAAUCUGGAGAGGCUUCCGGUAGCGACAUAGAUGAGAACGGGUGCACCUUGCUUACGGAAGCGAUAAGAUUUAUGAUGCCGUUUUCUCAAUCUAGAUGUAUAGUAAGCCUAUUAUCUCGACUGGUUCAAAUCGCUCACACCUUCAAUGUCG
This is a messenger RNA of Hypoxylon trugodes, 1235 nucleotides long. RefSeq lists its product as uncharacterized. NCBI's taxonomy places the organism in Eukaryota, Fungi, Ascomycota, Sordariomycetes, Xylariales, Hypoxylaceae. Bases 181 to 1107 code for a protein of 308 amino acids. The transcript has 3 exons. The record is from RefSeq and is a predicted model, not a curated record.